AUGGUGGAUGUAUUCGCAGGACGCACACUUCUGAAUAAAAACGGGGACUUUGUGGAUCCCGAGGACGCGCUGAGGAACAAGGUGGUGGGCAUCUAUUUCUCUGCAGGCUGGUGUCCCCCCUGCAGAGACUUCACCCCGAUCCUCUGCGACUUCUACACGGAGCUGGUGGAGGAGCACGACCCUCCAGCGCAGUUUGAGAUAGUUUUUAUCUCGUCUGACAAGUCUGCAGAGGAUAUGGUGGAGUAUUACCACGACAUGCACGGAGACUGGCUGGCUCUGCCCUGGACCGAUGACUUCAAGCAUGAACUGAAGGAGCGAUACAAGAUCACAACAGUUCCCAAACUCGUGAUCGUGAAGGAGAGCGGAGACGUGAUCACAGACAAGGGCCGGAAGCAGAUCCGAGACAAGGGCCUGGCCAGCUUCAGGUCCUGGCUCGGCGCUGCAGAGAUCUUUGAGAACUUCAAGGGCUAA
Molecule: messenger RNA, 471 nt
Organism: Knipowitschia caucasica
Lineage: Eukaryota; Metazoa; Chordata; Actinopteri; Gobiiformes; Gobiidae
Source: the annotation of a GenBank genome assembly